Molecule: messenger RNA, 1011 nt
Organism: Eremothecium cymbalariae DBVPG#7215
Lineage: Eukaryota; Fungi; Ascomycota; Saccharomycetes; Saccharomycetales; Saccharomycetaceae
Gene: RAM2
Product: bifunctional protein farnesyltransferase/protein geranylgeranyltransferase
Exons: 1
Coding region: 1-1011 (336 amino acids)
Biological process (GO): protein geranylgeranylation; protein farnesylation
Cellular component (GO): CAAX-protein geranylgeranyltransferase complex; cytoplasm; protein farnesyltransferase complex
Molecular function (GO): CAAX-protein geranylgeranyltransferase activity; protein farnesyltransferase activity
Source: RefSeq, a predicted model, not a curated record
AUGGUGGAACCCGUCGCUGAGCAGCAGAAGCAGGCACGGCAGGGAGAUGGAAUUGACGGUGAACAGAAUGGAGGUGUGGUGAGGAUGGCGAGGUUUGAUUACGGGGAUGUUGUGCGUAUUGAGCUGGAGACUGGUCCUGAGCAUGAAUUGUGUCAGAUAAUGUAUACUGAGGAGUACAAGGAGUUGGUUGGUCUUCUGCGUGGGUUGAUGAGUGUGAAAGAGGUCUCAGAGCGGGCGUUGGCGGUCACAACGGCGAUGGUUGAAGCUUCCCCUGCUUAUUACACUGCAUGGAACUAUCGGUAUAAUAUUGUGAAGGGGUUGUAUGAGGGGGAUGGGGAGAAGCUUAACGAGGAGCUGGAUUGGUUAGACGAGUUUACACUGAACAAUACCAAGAAUUAUCAGAUAUGGUCUUAUAGGCAGGUGCUUUUGAAGUUACAUCCGGUUCCACAGUUUGCGCGGGAACAGCCUGUGAUGCAAGUUGUGCUUGCGGAUGAUACCAAAAACUAUCAUGUGUGGUCUUACAGACGGUGGGUAGUGUUAUUCUUCAAAGAAUUUUCCCAGGAAUUGGAGUUUUCUUCUUGCCUCAUUGAUCGGGAUGUAUACAAUAAUAGUGCGUGGUCCCACCGGAUGUUUGUACUAAAGAAUACUGAAACCAAGGUGCAGGUUGUCGAUCAGGAGAUCGAAUUUGCCAAGUCUAAAAUUAGUUUAGCGCCACAGAAUGUUAGUAGUUGGAACUAUCUGAGAGGGUUAUACGAACAGUUCAAAGGGGGUCAAUGCGAUGAGACUACUCUAGAAUUUGCUCUCUCAUUUGUGAAUGGCUUCUUCAACUGUGAUGAUGGGACGGAGUUCCCGGAGAUUCAAUCUUCUUAUGCUCUAGAAAUGCUCGCUCAUGAAUACGCUAAAAACAGCGAGACUCAUAACAAGGCCAAGCUUGCAUUUGAAGGAUUAUCUAAGGCCUAUGACCCAAUUAGAAGUAACUACUGGCUUUGCCAAACAAAUAAGCUUAUGUAA